This is a messenger RNA of Polypterus senegalus (gray bichir), 1974 nucleotides long. RefSeq names its product UDP-Gal:betaGlcNAc beta 1,4- galactosyltransferase, polypeptide 4 (gene b4galt4). The transcript has 7 exons. The coding region runs from base 342 to 1406 and encodes 354 amino acids. Gene Ontology annotation, molecular function: glycosyltransferase activity. Lineage: Eukaryota; Metazoa; Chordata; Cladistia; Polypteriformes; Polypteridae. The record is from RefSeq and is a predicted model, not a curated record. Gene Ontology annotation, biological process: carbohydrate metabolic process.
UUUCAUUCGCUAGCAAGUCAUGGUCUAUUUAGUAUUGUCUCUGCAUCUUUCAGGUUGGUGAUGCCAGGAUUUCCGCCGUCGUGUUUCAGCUGCAAGUGUGGAGCUGGAGAACAGCAAUGAACACAAAAGCCUUGAGAACAGUAAUCGCACAAAGAAUUAGCAUGCAGCUGAACAAGUUUCCAAGAGGCUGAAUGCUUCCUUUCACUGCACAUCAUCCCUAUCUGCACUUUUAUGAUGGUUGAGCAACAUGUCAGCCUCAUCUGGAACAUCAUGUGUAAAGUGAUGGUAGAGACGAUCCUCCAUUGGGUUUAGGAGCCAAGUUCUUGUCUCUCCUGGGCAGUAUGGGCUGUCUUCCUAGUUUCUGCAACCUCUCCCGGAGGGUGAAAUUCCUACUCUUCAUUGGCAUCUUUGUGGUUUUCCUGACAUGGAUCUCUUCUUUAGGCAGUCUUGGUGAAAUUCGAGAUGCUACACAGCUUGUAAAAGAGCUGUCCCUGACAAGGAAAGUUCAGCACACAGGCCUGUUCAGAGCAAAUAAUGUUCAAAGUGUUGAGCCUUUGGCUGUUACCACUGCAGUUCCGCUGCAGUCCUGUCCCCUGCAGUCACCUUACCUGAGGGGAGCUAUUGCCCUGUCUUUCAGGCCAUCAUUGACUCUUCAUGAUGUGGAGAUUGAAAACCCAGAGGUAUCAAAUGGGCAAUACCAACCAAAGGAGUGCCACCCUUUGCAGAGUGUUGCUAUUCUCAUCCCACACCGGAACAGAGAAAAGCAUCUUCUCUACCUGCUGCAGAAUUUGCACCCUUUCUUGCAACGGCAGCAACUACACUAUGGCAUAUAUGUUAUCCACCAGGCUGGUCAUGUCACUUUCAACCGAGCCAAGCUACUUAAUGUAGGCUACCUAGAGGCUUUGAAGGAUUUUGAGUGGGACUGCUUUAUUUUCCAUGAUGUUGAUCUGGUGCCUGAAAAUGAUUACAACCUGUACCAGUGUGACCGCCAGCCCAAGCAUCUGGUGGUGGGAAGGAAUGCUACAGGAUAUAGGUUGCGGUAUAAAGGAUACUUUGGGGGUGUUACUGCAAUGACAAGAGAGCAAUUUUUAAAAGUGAAUGGAUUUUCCAAUACAUACUGGGGCUGGGGUGCAGAAGACGAUGACCUCAGGAUAAGGGUGGAACUUCAGAGGAUGAAAAUUGUGCGGCCUCCACCUGAAGUGGCCCGGUAUACCAUGAUUUUCCACACAAGAGACAAAGGCAAUGAAGUGAACAAAGACAGAAUGCGCCUCCUGAACCGAACACCUAGAGUGUGGAAAACCGAUGGCUUGAACUCGUGUUCCUACAAGAAGCUGUAUGUGGAGAAGCAGCAGCUCUACAUCAACGUCACUGUGGACAUUGGCCGCCCUUCCCUGUGGCAUAACUAACUUUUAGGCAGAGAAGGGAGUGUGCCACGUAAGAGAGAAACAGACUGAUGAAAGCUCACGCAUCUAGUAUGCAACCCAUUUAGCAACUUACUUCCAGUUAUUAAUUGUACUCUUUCUGUGGUGAUGUCUGCUUACUUGAACCCCUGAAACCACAAGACAAGGGGGCUGAGAUAUACAGAAGGUUGAACGUCAUGUAGUUUGUUAGACUGGGACCAUUUCCAAACAAUGCAUGAAUGUAUAAUAUUUAUAUAGGAUCAGAGACUUGCCUUGUGCACUGGUGACUGUCUUUAUAGUCACUGAAGGACAACCUAAGACGUUUUAGGACAUUUGCCCAAAUCUGGGAUGUUGAUUCAGAUAUUUUUGUUUUAGAAAUGUUUCUUUAAAAAAAAAGAAAAAAAAUCUAAAUAAACCUCAGAUGUCCAAGUCGUUUUUAAUUUUAACAAAGAAACUUUACAUCAGUAAUAAGAUAAUCCUGACACUUGCAAUACAGUAGAACCUCAACUUUACCCAAAUUGGCAAAAGAACAUACAAAUAAAAUGGAAGGUAAAGAAUGCAAUAAUUGAAACGA